UAGUAUCUAAAUGCUGUACACGACUUAUUAAUAGUUUAAAGAAAACAAAGGUUGUUUUGAAUCUAGAUGUAUAGGAUUCUUUUCAUAUCCGGGUAUUGUACUUGAAUAUACUGUACAUGACUUAUUAAUAGUUUAAAGAAAUCAAAGGUGGUAUUGAAUCUAGAUGUAUAGAAUUCUUUUCAUAUCCGGGUCUGGUUCCCUUUAUCUGAGAGAUUACUGUAUGUUUGAAUGCCUGGCGUAAUUUUUGUUUGAUCAGUUGGUGGCUCUUUGAACUCGAUAUUUCGUUUUGACUUUAUUUCUCAUUUGGAACCCUGUCAUCAAAGUGUAAAGUGUGAUAAAAAUGACAUCGUCUCGGACUAAGCUGCCUUGGUCCUCCAGCCAGGUGCCGCCCAGUCAAGUGAUUCUGACCAUUUUCCUGUGCUUAGCCAUCUUUUUUGGCCUGGUUAAGCUCGUCGCCAUCCCGCUGCGCAUCGAUGACUUUGACAGCUUCAGACCAAAUCUCACUGAGGAUGUGCAGUCACCAGAUACCAGGUCAAGGAUUUGGAAAAUCUGAGAUAGACCCCUGAGCCCGGCCAGCAAUCAUCUACGUUCUGUGGCAAUGUGGGAAUGCGAUGCCAGGUUGUGUGGGUGGCACAUCGGAGACCAAAGCUUGGUGCUGCGCUUUGCAAUUGCAAUUGUAAUUGCAAAUUAAUUAAAUUUAAGCAUGAACAACAUGUCAGACGGCCCUAACGCCGUUCAAAUCCAAUUUACGAUGGCAAUUAAACGCAAUUUAACAGCGUAUUUGCUUAUCAUUGUAGUCUACUGAGCAGAUUCGAACGCUUUUUGAACGUCCGAUUUGCGUGGAGUGAAUAACAAACAAAAGUUUGCGAGUUUGCGAAUCGCGGCAAAUAUUGUGUCUACAAAUGUUCUAAUAUUAGAUCCAUUGCCAAUCCAAAACUAUUCCCAUGCAGUGCAGCGGCCAAUUGAAAAAUUACUAGACGAGCAAAAAAGAAAAUUAUAUAAUCACAUGUUGUUCGGUAGCACGAAUAUGAACGUGUGUAUAAUUCAUCCAGCAAUUCUGGCCUAGCAAUUCUAUUUUAGUGAUCUAUUUAAUAUCCAUGGUGAUUAGCUUUAUUCGUGCAAUUACGUUUUCGAGUAGUUAUCUUUGAAAAUUCGGAUUUUGUGGCGCACUCAGAUAACGCCAAAGAUAAUAAAACAUUAUAACACCAGACUGUCUCGUAAAAAAGGUAGCUUGCAAAGAUAAUAGCAACAUAAUAUAUUUUGUGACAUUGUAAAGCUUAAGAAAUUCUCAAAAUGAAUGUGUGUAGAACCCUUGACAUAAAAUGUUUUCCUCACCGUAACUUAAAUAGAUAAGAGCAACUAUGUUUUCCCUAAAAGUCAACCUAUGUAGUUUAAAUGGUUACUAACUAUAUAUAAUUUUAAGUUCCGAAGCUACUUUAAAGAGCCACAUUCAAAUAUGUUAAAUACAAUUGAUUUCUAAACUAAUUAAGCGAAAGCGCGUAAUGGAGCAUCUGUUAAUAGAAUUUAAGCUAAACUAAAUUUAUUAUUAUGUCAUUCAGGUAAUAGAGUGUUUUUUUUGCUGUCCUAUACUCAGACUAGCGUGACAGUUUAUUCAUCGUACUUCAACAAAUGAAAACAGAAAGACCAGUAACCAAAACCAAAACCGAAACCGAAACCAAACCAAUUGUACAAUUGUUUUGUUUGGCCGCUGUUCAUCUGCGGUCAAUAAAAUCAGCCACGCUCUGCGAUCCCGCAAAUAUUUAAAUUCAGUAAUUGUAUUUUAUUUUUGGGACCCUCUACUAAAUAUUCCCGUUCUUUAUAGUUAUCGUUUUAUGUCAACUCACUUUCAGUAGCUUCCUUUUCUGAUAAGCAAUACAGUAAGGACUGACACAAUGGAACCAGAGUGGUUUAUCAAAGUGGAAGCUAUCAGGCAUAAAACAGAAACAUGGCAUUCGUAUUUAAAACUUAGUUUCUUUGUUUAUUCAUUGCAAUUCAUGAUGAUUUAUAUACGGAAAUCAUACUAUGAUUCAUUUAAAGAACGAACACUAGUUGAUAUCCCAUUAGAAAACAAACUGAUUACAGUAUUAAUAAACUCUUUAAAAUUCCAUUCCUUAAAACUUGUUCUACCGUAUGGAGUAGAGAGCUUAUCUACAAGUGUUCUCAAGUAACUAUUAUUUUCUGUCCCAAUUAACAAUAUCUAUUACUCUGUUCAAUGGAUAAGAAGAAACGUCGGAAUCGGAGUUCUUAAUUAAAUAUUGAUUGAAAGGCUUUGCUGAUAGAUAAUUGAUUGCUGAUUAAUGAAUAGGUAUUGGUCUAUUCACGUCAAUCUUAUGUGCCACCUUUUGGAGUCCAUUGAACAUUGUUCUAUAGUAAGGCCCGCAGGGCACAGCUGAUUUAAGGUUAUUGGGUUAGUCCAUUCAAAUUCAAAUUCAAAAUCCGAUUUCUGCAGUU
This is a messenger RNA of Drosophila santomea, 2451 nucleotides long. RefSeq lists its product as uncharacterized. The record is from RefSeq and is a predicted model, not a curated record. Lineage: Eukaryota; Metazoa; Arthropoda; Insecta; Diptera; Drosophilidae. The coding region runs from base 341 to 553 and encodes 70 amino acids. The transcript has 2 exons.